This is a messenger RNA of Cornus florida, 3708 nucleotides long. Its product is annotated as F-box/kelch-repeat protein At4g19330-like. Bases 1749 to 2612 code for a protein of 287 amino acids. The transcript has 2 exons. NCBI's taxonomy places the organism in Eukaryota, Viridiplantae, Streptophyta, Magnoliopsida, Cornales, Cornaceae. The record is from RefSeq and is a predicted model, not a curated record. Gene Ontology annotation, molecular function: protein binding.
UGAUACCAGCCGCAGGCGCAUAGCAUCAGCGAUUUGCCUUCAACCGGCGUCGCCUCGCGCCACUUUCGUUUGGUACUUGUUCUUCAUCCACAUUAUACACACACAAAAACAUAGAUACUUGCAUAUAUAUCUAGAUUUUAUGUUCCGAAUAUGCGAAGAUUGGAUGUAUUAAUUGUGAUUAUUUAUUUAUUAGGUUAAGGUUAGGUCUGUAUGUUCAUAGUUGAUUCGAGCAGGGUGUUGCGAAUGAAGUGAAACGCGAAAAAAAUUGAAAAUUUUAUUUUAAUUCAGAUUAAUCUUUUGCUUAGGCACUCGUAGUUGAGGUUUAUGUAUCUGUAUGUUUAUAGUUGAUUCGAGUAAGGUGUUGCGAAUGAAGUGAAACGCGAAAAAAAAUUGAAAAUUUUAUUUUAAUUCAGAUUAAUCUUUUGCUUAGGCACACUUAGUUGAGGUUUAUGUAUCUUGUUUUUUUGUUUUUUUGUUUUUUUCGUUUUUUUUUUUUCAGCGCAGAGCAUUAGCUAUAGAGUAUGUAGUUGGCUGUAACAUAUUUGCUCGUGAUUAUGGGAUCCCAUAUUUUUAUUUAUUUAUUAGUAUUUCCCAUUAAUUUUUUUUAUUUAUUUGGUUUACAUGCUCGUGGUAUUUCCCUUUUUUUUUUUUUUUUUUUUUUUUUCCUCUAUUAUUUAUCUUCAUUAUCUUGGAUUCCAGUAGUAUUCUCAAUAUGACGAUCAAUGAACUCGAAGAACAAGUUACCGCCCUUGCUACUAAGAUAGACGCGAUGAUGCGUGAUAAUCAAGCUAGUUUUCAGCAAAUUCACCCAAUGUUGCAGCCUCUAACAGAUAGGCAAGCAGCACAAUCCAUUCCUGAUGACGGCGACCAUGAUCCGUAAGUUGGUCCGAUUAUUCAAGGUUGAACUCUCUGAAUUGAUUUUCCACACAGUAUAUUCAUGGCUCAUUCAGACAAGGUAUUGGGAAUGAAGUAAGUCAAACCGUGUUGAAAAUUUAAUGUUAAUUCAGAUUAAUUGUUGCUUAUGCACACUUCAAUUGAGGAAGGCUGCUUUGCUUAAUUUAAUUAUUUUUAAAAUAAAAAAUAAAAAAUUCCAGCUUAGAACAUUAGUUAUGGAGUUUGUAGUUGGCUAUAGAAAUUUGCGAUCCCAUAGUUUUUAUUUAUUUAUUUUUUAGUAUUUCCCAUGUAAAUAUUAGAUUUAUUUGGUUUACAUGCUUCUGAUUUGUGUGGUAUUGUGUUUCUCAUUAAUUGUUAUUUGUUGCAUCAGCAAAAUGAUUUCCAGAAACAAUUCCUGCUUCUUCCAAGUUGCGACUUGGUUCAUUAAGAAAUUUACUUUGCAACAACUCACUGUCAUUAAUGGUUACAGUAUGAAAAACACUUCCUGUUACAAGGAUGAAAAAUCUUGCAUGUAAGUUCAAGUAUGAGAAAUCUUAUAAGGAAAGGGAAGAACAUUAGUUUGUCUUCUUUACCUUUAUCCAAACAAGAAUAUAUGUUAUUGCUAUCCUUUCCUUUCCUUCCUUCAUAACUUAUCCAAACACGAGAAAAUGAUUCAGCUAUCGUUCAUGCCAUCCUUCCUUAUCCCAAGUGUUCUACUGACAAUGUUUUUUUUAGGGGCACAGAUUGGAGAUUGGGGAAAUGCCUCUCCGCAAUGAUGUGCUUCACACAGAUGAAUUGUAUUCUGAAGAUGAGUUUUCUGAAGAAGAAUACCCUGAAGAAGAGUAUUUUGAAGAAAGUCAACUGGAUUUGUCUGGAUGGUCAUGGCUGCCCUAGAGAGGGAGACUCCGUUAUCAUCAUCAAAUAAGUUCAGGUUUUUAUUUUUUUGUGCUGUGAAAGGUGAUGACACACCUAAUAAUUAUAGCUUCAACUGGUACUCUAUUGACUUCAGGGAGGACCGAAAUUCUUCUUCAUUAGCUUCUACCGUAUGUCCUCGUCCAGAUUGUGGGACCAUCCUGUCUUCUGUUUUCAGUAAUAUGCCGCGUAACGUUCCCAGAUAUUUCGUUUCAGUAGCCUUAGGCACCCGAAUUUACCUAAUUGGUGGUCGUACCGGUCAAGGCAGGAAAGCAUCUAUCCAUUCUGAUGUGUUCUAUUUUGAUGUUGUUCAUCCCGAACAAGGUUGGAAGGAAGGCCCUUCCAUGAUAAUGGCCCGAUUUAAGCCGUCUGCUGUCGUGCUUGACAGUAAGAUUUAUGUCUUUGGUGGCGUGGAAUCUACUGGGAUGCUGUAUGCAGAGGUUCUCAAUCCCGUCUCAGAUAAAUGGGAACCAUUGCCUCAACCUACUUUCUUGCUGUCCAAUUUUGUAGCUCCUGUUCAUGCACUUCUCUCAGACGAUAAAAAAGAGAGGCGCCUUCUGUUUCAACCUUUUGAUCGAGAUGCUCUAUUCUCUUACAAUCUGGACACUGGAUCUUGGGAGAUAUUCGACGAAUGCUUUGGCCGUAACUGUUAUAAUGAAACAUCAGUAGCUGUGGAUGGUGUGCUCUACUGCUACUUUUAUCCUAAUGUCUACGCCUAUGACUUGUUGAAGCAGAAAUGGUUCUCAAAGCCAGUCAGGGGUCUUCCUAGGGAGGAUAUGCACCCCCCCUAUCACUACACUGUUUUUUUUAUUUCAUAUAGGUGGUGAUAGACUCUGCUUAUUUUGGUCUAAGAAUUCUCCUGACGGCCGCCCCCUGGUGGUUGCUGUUUGCACUAUAUUCACAGUUCUGAAAGAUUGCACUCUCCACAGUGAAGAGCCUGACUUAACAGCUAAUAUUGAGUCUGUGACUCGCCAUUAUGGUGAUGGCCAUGACUGCAAAUAUGGCAUUGCUCUAUAGGUUGUGCACCUUUGCAUCAUGCUCCUAUUGCACCUGUUUGAUACUGCUUCUGCCUCGUAUUCAGGCUGCUUAGAACACUAGUACAUUGUGUUCAUGUCGUGUGAGGACAUGGAUAUCACGAUUAUUAUUACACGGGUAGCAUGACACAACAUACGUUUAAUAAAUAAUUCUAGACACAACACGGCACGUUUAAGUAAUUUUCUUACAAGAAUAUGGUACAUUUAUUAAUGUAAUACAGAUGGUUCAAUGUUCUAUAUCUUCUCACCCGGAUGAUUAAGGCAAGUCUUAGGUGUCAUUUGGGCAAAUUCAAUGCUUGAAAUGAAGUUAUUAGAUUAAGGUUUAGUUGUUUUUGAUAUAAUUGUUAUGUGUCUAUGCUAUUUAAAUAUAUUAUCUCGUUUUUCCAUUAAUGGUCGUCACUUCAAAUUUUUUUUCACAUUCUCAUUUGUAAUUUUUUUUUUUUUGUUUUUUAUAACCACUGGGCUAUUAAUGUACCAGCAAUAUCCAGUGAACAGCGUCUGAUUUUUUGAGCGUAUGUGCUCGUGUUCAAAUCAUUCCUGCCCUUUCUUUUUCCUGCUAGAUUAAUGUAUCAUUACAUUAUCACUGUUCAAAUAUUUAUUAAGUAAACAUUUCAUAUACUUUAUAUUAUAUCAAUUAAUUUUCAUACAUUUUAAUUCUAAGGCUCAUCGCUCGAAAGUUCCCACUUUGAACUAUUGGUAUUUAGCUUUUAAAGGACUGGGAGCUAUUUCACCCUUUUUUAACCUAAGAUUAUCUUCGAAACGUGGGAGAAUUAAACAUUACCUCUCACAUCACAUGGGGGUAAAAAAACUAUGAAAACAUUUAUAGGCAUGCAUAAUUAUCGAAAUAGUUAAAUAAAUUUAUAACUAGUACAGUUACAAAUAAAAUGGU